Molecule: messenger RNA, 1843 nt
Organism: Artibeus jamaicensis (Jamaican fruit-eating bat)
Lineage: Eukaryota; Metazoa; Chordata; Mammalia; Chiroptera; Phyllostomidae
Gene: GJD2
Product: gap junction protein delta 2
Exons: 2
Coding region: 174-1139 (321 amino acids)
Biological process (GO): cell communication
Cellular component (GO): connexin complex
Source: RefSeq, a predicted model, not a curated record
UUUUAAGUACAAUAAAAGGGAAAGGGGAUUCGUGGAUUUUUGAAACAUUUGUUUGCUUCUUAAAUCGCGGGGCAAUUUGCUCCGAGCCGGGAGGUGCGGCCCGGGGAGGGGCCAGGAGCCAGAACGUGCCCGGUACUGCCCAGCCUUUGUCUGCUGCCUCCGGAUGCACAGCGAUGGGGGAAUGGACCAUCUUGGAGAGGCUGCUGGAAGCCGCGGUGCAGCAGCACUCCACUAUGAUCGGGAGGAUCCUGUUGACUGUGGUGGUGAUCUUCCGGAUCCUCAUUGUGGCCAUUGUGGGGGAGACAGUGUACGAUGAUGAGCAGACCAUGUUUGUGUGCAACACCCUGCAGCCCGGCUGUAACCAGGCCUGUUAUGACCGCGCCUUUCCCAUCUCCCACAUUCGUUACUGGGUCUUUCAGAUCAUAAUGGUGUGUACUCCCAGUCUCUGCUUCAUCACCUACUCUGUGCACCAGUCUGCCAAGCAGCGAGAACGCCGCUACUCUACGGUCUUCCUAGCCCUGGACAGAGACCCCCCUGAGUCCAUGGGGGGUCCUGGAGGAACUGGGGGUGGGGGCAGUGGUGGUGGAAAACGAGAAGAUAAGAAGUUGCAAAACGCCAUCCUCAAUGGGGUGCUGCAGAACACAGAAAACACCAGCAAGGAAACAGAGCCAGAUUGCUUAGAGGUUAAGGAACUGACCCCACACCCAUCAGGGCUGCGCACUGCCACGCGAUCCAAGCUUCGAAGGCAGGAAGGCAUCUCUCGCUUCUACAUUAUCCAAGUGGUGUUCCGAAACGCCCUGGAGAUUGGGUUUCUCGUGGGUCAAUACUUUCUCUAUGGCUUCAGCGUCCCAGGGUUGUAUGAGUGUGACCGCUACCCCUGCAUCAAGGAAGUGGAGUGUUAUGUGUCGCGGCCGACUGAGAAGACUGUCUUUCUAGUGUUCAUGUUUGCUGUGAGUGGCAUCUGUGUUGUGCUCAACCUGGCUGAACUCAACCACUUGGGAUGGCGCAAGAUCAAGCUGGCUGUGCGAGGGGCCCAGGCCAAGAGAAAGUCAGUCUAUGAGAUCCGCAACAAGGACCUGCCACGGGUCAGUGUUCCCAACUUUGGCAGGACUCAGUCCAGUGACUCUGCUUACGUUUGAAGGAGCGGGUUUUGGAAAGGCCUGGGGGUGACACGCGGUCUUACGGCAGACAACUGCUCAGGAAUGGCUAUACCUGUCCUCAUUUAUGCGACUUUCAACAUUGAGAUACAGGAUAAAGUUGGUUAAGAGAAGCUCUCACAUCAAUGGCAGAAGAGAGAAAGUAGAAUCAUUACUACAUGUCACACCACUGGCUCCACAGAAGCAGAUGGGUAGAGUGAUGAGAUGGAUGAGUUAGACUUCUUCGGGACCUUUUAUUUUAUGGCCCAGAGAGAUCUCAAUAAGAGUGAACUUGCAUAGCUACCAAGAAGGACUUAGCUCUGCUGAGCUCUGUAUCCUGGUGAAUGGGAUGAGUCAAAUAUUUCAUUGGUACAAAAUGUGUGACUUAGCUCAGCAUAUCCAUACAUCCUGGGCUGCAAGAAAAACAUCCUCGAGACAUCCUUCAUGUACCUCCCCUAUCAGCAUGCCUCUUUCCCUCAACCCAGGAUAGCAUGACAGCUUUUUUUUUUUUAACUGAAUCUGGCUUUCCAGUAGACCUAAUAUGGUUUAUCUGCAAGCUAGAGGGGAUUACUUGGGGGUGCUUUUGGGGGAAUGGUCAUGGCAAAGGUUUGCAUUAGAGUCUCGUAUGACUGGCCCUUGGUCAUUAUGAAAACCUUAGGAAUGUCUCAAUAUUUCCAGUUUUCUAACUCAAACUGCACUGGUGCUGU